CAAAUCUAUCCGUGACCAGAAGAAGUUUACAAUGUUGGGACCAAUUUGGUCAUUUCCUCAAAGUUGAAACUUUUAAAACCCUGGUAGUAAACACUGCGACAGCAGCUCUAAGUUAUAACUUAUAAGCCCCAAAAUCCGCCGCAACCCACCAUCUCCGCCACCACAAAAACCAUUCUUUAUCAGUUCACAGCAAUCAUCUCCGCACAGCCACCGUUAGCCGACCAAAGCAGCACUUAGUUUGUUUUUGUUCACUUCAACAAUGGCUCAGUUGAAACCAUGCGCUACUAUCACUCCUCCUUCUUCUCUACAUGCAACAGAGCAUGUUUUGUUUAAUCGGUUCUGGAAAUCAAACACAUGUUCAUUCAAAGAGUUCAAGCCAAAAGCUAGUGUUGGUGCCGGUAGACUUCAAGUUGUCAAAGCAGUAGUGCACAGUGAUGCAAAUGUAGAAGUUUCUGAAGCCAAGAAGGGUAGCGGGCUACGAGGAAAAUUGAACAAGGUUGUACUGGCGUACAGUGGUGGCUUAGACACAUCAGUUAUCGUUCCGUGGCUAAGAGAGAAUUACGGAUGUGAUGUUGUGUGCUUCACUGCUGAUGUUGGCCAAGGAAUAAAAGAAUUAGAUGGUUUAGAAGCCAAAGCAAAAGCUAGCGGGGCUUCUCAAUUAGUCGUAAAGGACUUGAAGGAGGAAUUUGUUAAAGAUUACGUAUAUCCUUGCCUGCGUGCUGGUGCCAUUUACGAGAGAAAGUAUUUGCUUGGGACCUCAAUGGCCCGCCCUGUAAUUGCAAAGGCCAUGGUGGAUGUUGCCAAAGAAGUUGGAGCUGAUGCUGUCGCCCAUGGGUGCACUGGGAAAGGAAAUGAUCAGGUUCGAUUUGAGCUCACCUUCUUUGCUCUGAACCCCAAGCUAAACAUUGUGGCUCCAUGGAGGGAGUGGGAUAUUACAGGGAGAGAAGAUGCGAUUGAGUAUGCUAAAAAGCAUAACGUUCCUGUUCCAGUGACAAAGAAAUCCAUAUAUAGCAGGGAUAGGAACCUAUGGCACCUUAGCCAUGAGGGUGAUAUUUUGGAAGACCCAGCUAAUGAGCCACAAAAGGAUAUGUACAUGAUGUCUGUAGACCCGGAGGAUGCUCCAGAUCAAGCAGAAUAUUUGGAAAUUGGUAUAGAGUCAGGGCUUCCUGUUUCACUCAAUGGAAAGCCACUUUCACCAGCAUCUUUACUCGCUGAGCUCAACGAAAUAGGUGGAAGGCAUGGAAUUGGCAGGAUCGACAUGGUUGAGAAUCGGCUUGUAGGCAUGAAGAGCCGUGGAGUCUAUGAAACUCCUGGUGGAACUAUCCUUUUCGCUGCAGCACGGGAGUUGGAGUUUUUGACACUCGAUCGAGAAACAAUACAGGUGAAAGAUUCAUUAGCCCUCAAGUAUGCAGAGUUAGUGUAUGCCGGAAGAUGGUUUGAUCCACUUCGCGAGUCCAUGGAUGCCUUUAUGCAAAAGAUUACAGAGACCACAACAGGUUCUGUGACUUUGAAAUUGUACAAAGGUUCUGUUACUGUAACAGGUAGGAAGAGUCCCUUUAGCCUGUAUAGGCAAGAUAUCUCAUCAUUUGAGAAUAGUGAGAUAUAUGAUCAAGCUGAUGCUGCUGGUUUUAUCCGGCUUUACGGUCUCCCAAUGAGGGUCCGAGCAAUGCUUGAGCAGGGCAUUUAAGUGUUGAUUACGUUUCAAAACAUGUUUUUGAUUGCAAUAAAAAGACAUGCUUUGUUUCACUGGACAACAUAAAUGUCUUAUCUCUGUUAUUUUGAUUUUGCUGUUAUUUUAGUUAUGUUUUUUUAGGAAUUGGAUUGUAAUUUGAGAAAGGUCUUUGAUGUAUUUAACAAUGAAAUUGAUGGCAAGCAAAUUCAUUUUAAGGUACUCUUCUCAA
Trifolium pratense (red clover) is the source of this 1901-nucleotide messenger RNA. Its product is annotated as argininosuccinate synthase, chloroplastic. The record is from RefSeq and is a predicted model, not a curated record. Gene Ontology annotation, molecular function: ATP binding; argininosuccinate synthase activity. The transcript is spliced from 10 exons. Gene Ontology annotation, biological process: urea cycle; L-arginine biosynthetic process. NCBI's taxonomy places the organism in Eukaryota, Viridiplantae, Streptophyta, Magnoliopsida, Fabales, Fabaceae. Gene Ontology annotation, cellular component: cytoplasm. Bases 260 to 1687 code for a protein of 475 amino acids.